This is a messenger RNA of Zerene cesonia (dogface butterfly), 2248 nucleotides long. Its product is annotated as proton-coupled amino acid transporter 4. The record is from RefSeq and is a predicted model, not a curated record. Gene Ontology annotation, cellular component: vacuolar membrane. Gene Ontology annotation, molecular function: amino acid transmembrane transporter activity. Gene Ontology annotation, biological process: amino acid transmembrane transport. The transcript is spliced from 6 exons. NCBI's taxonomy places the organism in Eukaryota, Metazoa, Arthropoda, Insecta, Lepidoptera, Pieridae. Bases 131 to 1519 code for a protein of 462 amino acids.
GAGUAAGUAGUUCUUAAUCUGUGGCUAUCGCUUAUCAGUAUGUUACAGGACGUUGUUGUGUUAUGACUUCUCGAUAGUUUACCAUGUAAUUUUAUUUCGGUUUCGUUGUGCGUAAUUUAAGAUCAUUAAAAUGACGGACGAAAAACAACCCCUGCUCACAGGGCCAAGCAUUAUAAUUGACAACACUGAAAAUCAAGCUGUAGAAUUAAUAACAAGUCCCACUAGCCAAAAUAAAGAUGAUAAAAAGAAAAACACCGAGUAUAAUCCAGCCUCGGAACGGUACUUAGAGCAUCCAACGUCCAAUUUUGAUACGUUAAUUCACCUAUUAAAGGGGAAUAUCGGAACUGGAAUAUUAGCUAUGCCAGAUGCUUUUAAGAAUGCUGGACUUUUUCUUGGUGUAGUUGGUACUCUAUUUAUGGGCGCAAUUUGCACACAUUGUAUGCAUAUUUUGGUAUUGUGUUCUCAUGAGCUCUGUGUCAGAAACCAAAGACCUGCAUUGAACUUUGCUGAGGUAGUGGAGGAAGCAUUUGCAAUGGGACCAGUUUCCUUAAGAAAACAUGCCAAAAAUAUAAGGAAUGUUGUUAAUGUCUUUCUUGUCAUAACACAAUUGGGAUUUUGUUGUGUGUACUUUUUGUUUGUGGCAACUAACUUGCAAGAUACAAUGCACUUCUUCAGAAUAAACAUGGGUGUUCAUAGCUACUUAGCACUUUUGUUUCCACCAAUGUUAGCAUUGGGCAUGGUGAAGAACCUUAAAUAUUUGACACCAGUUUCUUUGAUUGCUGCAAUAAUGACUGCUUGGGGCUUAGUGAUCACAUUUUACUACAUAUUACAAGACUUGCCACAUACUAGUACUGUGAAGGCAUUUGCAAGUUGGCAUCAAUUGCCUCUGUAUUUUGGAACAGCUAUUUAUGCAUUUGAAGGGAUUGGAGUGGUGCUACCACUUGAAAAUAAUAUGAAGACACCACAGGACUUUGGAGGGUGGACAGGCGUUUUAAACACAGGCAUGGUCAUAGUGGCUGCGUUAUACACAGCCAUUGGGUUUUUCGGCUACCUCAAGUAUGGAAACCAUGUGCUUGGCAGUAUUACGCUCAAUUUACCAAAUGACGCAUUAGCACAAAGUGUACGGGCAAUGAUGGCGGUCGCGAUAUUUCUCUCAUACGGCCUUCAAUUCUACGUGCCUAUGAAUAUUGUAUGGCCCUUUAUUAAAUCAAAAUUGACUUCGGAAAAAGCCCUCGCAUAUGGCGAAAACGUGACACGAUUUAUAUUAAUAUCGUUAACCUUCAUAGCAGCUGCGUUGAUACCGAACUUGAGCGGCAUAAUUUCGCUCGUUGGUGCAUUCAGCAGUUCAGCACUGGCUCUCAUAUUCCCACCUAUAAUCGAAAUUGUCACAUUUUGGCCCGACCGGCUCGGAACAUACGACUGGAAACUGUGGAAAGAUAUCGCUAUUAUCAUAUUCGGUAUAACCGGAUUUGUAUUCGGCACGUAUGCCAGCCUAGAAAAUAUAUUUUCGCAUACUUAAUAUUUAAAAUGUUAGAUAAAAUUGAUGUCCUUAUACCAAAGAUUAAAACCAUGACAAUAAUGUUAUUGUAAAAAAUUCUUUCAAGUGAUUAUUUAUUGUUUAGAUUAUAGGCAUUGGCCAUUGUAGCAAAAACUAGGUUACAAGUGAAAGACAAGAUAAAAAAAUAUAUUAAUGUUUAAGUGGUUAAAGUAUUAUGCUAUAGAAAAAAAAUUAAAUAUUUGUUUCGGUUACUGUUGAUUGUUGUACUAUAUGUGGUGCAUUCUGUUCAAUUCAAGGAAGUUUUUAUAAAGUUUAACAUAUAUCGAAUGUGAAAACACAUUUAAAAAAAUGUGUUGAUAUGAAAAAUUUCAUAAUCAUUUGUUUUUUGCAUAUGUUAUAUAUAAUUGUAUAGAAAAAAAAUGACUGGAUUCAUUUUUUUAUAUAAAAUUUUAUUUUAGUUAAUAUUGUUGUGUGUUUUAGAGGUAUUUAUUAUUGAGUGUUUUAAUAUAUUGUGGUGUUUGAUUGGUGUUCAUGUAACGUUAUGUUUCAUUUGACCGAAUUUCACAUGAUGGUUCUGACGCGAUUGUUUGCUUUUUAACGCAAUUUAUCCACGGUUUUUAUAGUACAAUUAUUUGUGAUAUGUUUUUUAUUAUUUUUGAUGUGCCUUAGGUAUAUAAAUUGUACAAUAUGAGUAUUUAUUUUUAAUUUGUGGAUAAGUAUGUAAUUUUAAAUUUACCAAAAUAUUUUUGU